AAAGUACUAACCAUCAUAAUCGACCGUCCGAUAAGCGACGACCUCCAUCCUUAGGACCACUACUGUAUACGAAUCGCCAUGCCGGGUCGUCUUCAACACAGAUCGGCUCUCAUCACCGGUGCUGGAUCGGGCAUCGGGCUGGAGUCCUCCAUUCUAUUUGCUUCUGAAGGCGCCAACGUCCUCUUGGUGGAUAUCAAUAUCGAAGCAGCCCAGAAGGGGGCGGCUAUUAUCACCCAGCGCUACCCCAAUGUGAAGGCAAUAGCGGCCAAGGCCGACGUCGGGAAGGAAGAGGAUGUCAAAUCGGUGGUGGAUAAGGCUGUGAAGGAAUUCGGCAGGCUAGAUGUCAUGUUCAACAAUGCAGGUAUUAUGCAUCCUGCGGAUGAUAAUGCUCUGAAUACCGAAGAGCGUAUUUGGGACCUCACCAUGCAGAUCAACCUAAAGGGUGUAUGGUGGGGUUGCAAGUACGCCAUUCUGGCGAUGCGCGAAAACCCUGUGGACGAAGCCAAAGGUCUGCACAAAGGCGGAAGCAUCAUCAACACCGCUAGCUUUGUGGCAAGCAUGGGUGCUGCGACGCCGCAGUUGGCAUAUACUGCGUCGAAGGGUGCCGUCCUCGCGAUGUCCAGAGAACUCGCUAUGGUCCACGCUCGUGAGGGCAUCCGUGUCAAUUCCAUAUCGCCGGGGCCGCUGAAAACUCCCCUACUCAUGGACUUCCUCAACACCCAAGAGAAACGUGAUCGUCGGUUGGUACAUUUGCCAAUGGGCAGGUUCGGAGAGGCUGUCGAAGUAGCAAAGGGUGCCCUGUUCCUUGCGACGGACGAGUCCAGUUACAUGACGGGUUUCGACUUCAAGGUAGAUGGAGGCCUCUCCUCAUGCUACGUCACGCCUGUGGGGGAGCCCGCGUUGUCUCCUCCAGCGAGUCUUAUCUCAUAAGUAACGAUCACCGGCGAUUAAUCUCAUUGGGCUCCUGAAGAGAGGCUGCAGUCAACAUGUUAUGUACAGUUAGCAAAUAUAUCCUUCGUGCGAGAAGGAAUAGAAGUAAAUACAGGCCAUUGGCAAUACAAUGCCCGCUGUCAGACGCCUUAUGCAGACGGAAAGUCUCGCUUCUCCCCACGGAGACACAAUACGAUCCAGCGUUUUGUGC
Molecule: messenger RNA, 1141 nt
Organism: Gloeophyllum trabeum ATCC 11539
Lineage: Eukaryota; Fungi; Basidiomycota; Agaricomycetes; Gloeophyllales; Gloeophyllaceae
Product: NAD P-binding protein
Exons: 11
Coding region: 79-930 (283 amino acids)
Source: RefSeq, a predicted model, not a curated record